This is a messenger RNA of Gaeumannomyces tritici R3-111a-1, 408 nucleotides long. RefSeq lists its product as hypothetical. The record is from RefSeq and is a predicted model, not a curated record. Lineage: Eukaryota; Fungi; Ascomycota; Sordariomycetes; Magnaporthales; Magnaporthaceae. Bases 1 to 408 code for a protein of 135 amino acids. The transcript has a single exon.
AUGCCAGAAACCGAAGAGGAGCACCACGGGAAUAACGAGGUGAGGAUGGAUGGUGCAUUACCCGAUUCUGGUGUUGUCGACCGUCCAUAUGAGAAUCGGACAAGUCACGCAGCCCUGACAACCAAGGAACCAAAGGAACCUCACCCCGACAGCCACAUGAGCAACAUUAAAGCAAUAGAAACAGGUAGGCAUCUGCGCCGCAUUAUCACCGACGGGCAACAAGCACUAGAGCGCGGAAACAGGUCUAACCGUGCCAUGUCCGGGGGAGGCAUGGGCCCGCAAAGCGUCGCGGGGAUAUCCUGGGGGCGGCCAUGGCCCUCGCGCAGUGCGCCGUUCGCAGGGAUGGAGAUGGAGGAGAGGAUGAUUACAUUACACAAGAAGCCGGGCCCCUUCCGCGUGCGACCGUGA